AAGAAAAAAUAAUGUAAAACAAAUGAGCCAUAGUAGUAGCAAUCGGCUGCAGGUUCUCAACUCUCACAUAUCAUCAUCCAUGGCGUCCGAGAAAGACGCUGCUCUAGCCGCCGUCCCCUCCGAUUCUCCCACUAUUUUUGACAAGAUUAUUAACAAAGAGAUCCCAGCAAAUGUGGUUUACGAGGAUGAUAAGGUUCUUGCAUUCCGGGACAUUGCUCCUCAAGCACCAACACACAUUUUGCUUAUUCCCAAAGUUCGAGACGGUUUGACUGGUCUUUCUAAGGCCGAGGAGAAGCACUGUGAAAUUCUUGGUCAUCUUCUCUAUACUGCAAAGGUUGUGGCUAAACAAGAAGGUCUUGAAGAUGGGUACAGAGUUGUUAUCAAUGAUGGACCAAAGGGAUGCCAAUCUGUUUACCACAUCCACGUCCACCUCCUUGGCGGCCGACAAAUGAACUGGCCUCCUGGCUAAUUUGGCAUUUGUCCUCCAGCUCGAAGCCUAGCAGUUUGGUGUGGAGUUUUCUUGUUGAAUGCGAAGUCAAUUAUAUGUUUAAAUGGGCUGGCAGGACUUCUACUAAUGGCCUUUUUCGCAUAUUGUAUCACGGAACAUUAAUAAUGCUAGGCUUUGAGUAUUUAUUGGCAUUACUGUUAGUGAUCAGAUGCUAUUUUAUGUUCCAGACAUCGGUAUCUUUGUCUUCCAAGGGCAUUUAUCUAAGCUCUUUGGCCUAUUAUGAUCUGGUUGUUGUAUACUAAGUUGUGACCUUACAUGUCACAUGUAGAGUUUGGCAAGAUGGGCAGGUCUAACUAAGUGGCGUUGAAAUGGACCGGUUCGGUUUGGAUUGGCGUGCAAACAUCUUUAUGUAUUACAGUAAGUAUAUGUAGUUUACCUUUUUUUCUAAUUUUAAAACAAGGGACUAUUCUCACUUUUAACCGAUCAAAAUAUGGAAUAUUUUGAGAA
Messenger RNA from Erigeron canadensis, 955 nucleotides. RefSeq names its product 14 kDa zinc-binding protein. Gene Ontology annotation, molecular function: adenylylsulfatase activity. NCBI's taxonomy places the organism in Eukaryota, Viridiplantae, Streptophyta, Magnoliopsida, Asterales, Asteraceae. Gene Ontology annotation, biological process: sulfur compound metabolic process; purine ribonucleotide metabolic process. The record is from RefSeq and is a predicted model, not a curated record. The transcript is spliced from 5 exons. Gene Ontology annotation, cellular component: cytoplasm. The coding region runs from base 23 to 469 and encodes 148 amino acids.